CGUGACUCGCACGUGUGGGAACGUGUGCCCCUCCAUCCGUGCCUUCCUCACCGUGGAGCGCGUCGGAGCACGGGAGGCGACCGUGACCGAGCCAGCGCCGGCGACUCUUCUCUCUCCUCCCUCCUCCCUCUUCCCUCCGCUGUGCAGGCGCACCACCAUCCAUUGCAGCCGCCGUUUCUGCAUCAGGCUUGGGAGUGUAGAGAAGAACUGCCCGCGGCGGAGGGGAGAGAAGCCGGCAGCGCCCAGCGAAGUCGCCCCGCGCCCUUCUCUGCGUCGGCUACUGCUCGUACCCGACCCUCGGCAUCGUCGGCGUCCAGAUCUGGGCUUCCUUUACCAAAGGUUGAGGGGGGCUGAGGUGCAAGGCUGGUUGACAGGAGGAGGGGAGAGAAGAACCGUGGAAGAUGAUACUGCUCCAGUCCCCAUCGAGGUUCCUGCUCCAGAUCCUGCAAGACCGUGUUCUCAGUGGCGAGAAGGGUAUGGACAUCGACUGUCACACAGUAGAGUUUGACGAUGUCCGGUAUCAUAUUCAGUUUUCUAUGAGGAAUCCAAAGGCAAUGGUGUUGUCAGUUGCUUUGCCUCUGCCACCUCCUGAAGCGAUUCUGUAUGAUGGGCUUCCACUUGGUGCCAUUGAAGCUAUAAAAGCAGCUUAUGGGCCAGUUGUGCAGAUUCUUGAUCCUCCAAAGGAUGGGUUUGAUCUCACGAUGAAGAUAAAUUUGACAAAACUUCCACCAGAUGAAGAGCAAAGGAAUGCUAUCUUGACACAAAUUGCAUCUAUUAGAGAGGUUGUGCUGGGUGCACCACUGAAGCUCCUGCUGAAACAUUUAGCCUCAAGGACAGUUGCACCUAAUGUUGACAAGCUUGUUGCUCUUGUUCACCGUCCUAAUGAAUCUUUUUUCCUUGCUCCCCAGGCAGAUAAAGUUACUAUCAUGUACCCAAUGAGAUUCCAGGACUCCAUUGAUAUUGUUUUGGCAACUUCCUUCCUGCAGGAAUUUGUGGAGGCAAGACGAACGGCUGCACUUAAUAAUGUUCCUUCUUGUAUGUGGUCUCCGGCACCACCUCAUGAGUUAAAAGGAGUAUCUGCUGAUGCACUGAAUGCAAAUGCUGGCUUUGUUACUUUCGUUGUUUACCCUCGGCAUGUUGAGGGUAAAAAGCUAGAUAGAACAGUUUGGAAUUUGUUGACAUUUCAUGCUUAUGUAAGCUAUCAUGUAAAGUGUUCUGAAGGAUUCAUGCAUACCAGGAUGAGGCGCAGGGUUGAGUCGCUGAUCCAGGCGUUGGACCGAGCGAAGUCGGAUGCAGAGAAAUUGAAGAAGUUGGUACAUGGUGGAUCUUUCCAAAGACUGAGCCUGAAGAAUGAGGGCGACUCACGUUCCUGAAGGGAAUUGCAAAUGAUGUUGUUCAACUGUACCCGAUGGAUACUCUCCGUGCUAUUUGGUUAAUGAAUUCUGUUGUGGGAAGCUUACUUCCGUUCAGUUUUGGGAGCAAAGGCUCGGAACCGGAACCGGUUAAAUCCAUGGCAUGGAAAUUUAGUGUAAAUUCGCAUUGCUUUUAGUAUUUUACAUAUUUAUUACUAGCCAGAAAUCCUUAUCAGUUCCAUGAUCCCAUCUUCUCCUGCACGAACCAGCCGGACAAGUCUUUCCCAGGCUCUGCGUUGCCUGCCUCUUGGUGCAAGUAGUAGGUAUCGGUGUGCUGGGGAAGUUUUUGCCCUAUCUUUUCACGUGUUUUUUUUUUUCAUGUUUCAUUCAUGAGGUGUCUGAGUCUGAUCUUCCUUUUAACAUUAAAUAAAUGUGGUUCUUGUUGAAUCACAUGAUGUAGUUGA
Sorghum bicolor (sorghum) is the source of this 1816-nucleotide messenger RNA. RefSeq names its product actin-related protein 2/3 complex subunit 2A. Gene Ontology annotation, cellular component: actin cytoskeleton; Arp2/3 protein complex. Bases 402 to 1373 code for a protein of 323 amino acids. Gene Ontology annotation, molecular function: structural constituent of cytoskeleton; actin filament binding. The transcript is spliced from 11 exons. The record is from RefSeq and is a predicted model, not a curated record. NCBI's taxonomy places the organism in Eukaryota, Viridiplantae, Streptophyta, Magnoliopsida, Poales, Poaceae. Gene Ontology annotation, biological process: Arp2/3 complex-mediated actin nucleation; actin filament polymerization.